UUCAACCGUCUGUCAUCAUUCAGUCAGUAUGGAGCUCAGUCAACUUCCUCUUGUGCUCUUGCUGCUUUCAAACAUUCAUUCUGGACACACUGAAGAAAGACCAAAAGCCAAAGUAAGCAUUAAACCUGAUCAACAUGUAUUCAGAGGAGACACAGUCACUCUCCGAUGUGAUAUUGAUGGUGAAGGAGUCACUAGCUGGCAGUACAGCUGGUAUAAAGACGGUUCAGUCAGUGUUUUCAGUGAACUACAGGAACACACAUUCAGUCCUGUUACUGAGUCUGAUGCAGGUAAAUACUUCUGUUAUGGAGCAGAGAGAGGAGGAUCGCGCAGGUCACAACACAGUGAUGCACUUACACUGACAGUAUCGGAUUUUCCCAAACCAACUGUGACUGUUGAGCCACAGAGUUCAGUGUUCACUGGAGACACAGUUACUCUAAGAUGUGAGGUGGAUCAAACUUGGGUUAAAUGGAAGUUUCUCUGGACAAAAGCUAUGGACUCAAAAACUGAAUUGACUGAAGCUCCAACUAAAACAAUCGAUUCUGUGAAAGUCUCUGAUGGAGGCGAGUACAGGUGCAGAGCACGAAGAGAAGGAUAUUACACACAUGACAGUGAACCAGCAACAGUGACAAUAUAUGAAAGACCAAAAGCCAAAGUGACCAUUAAACCUGAUCAACAUGUAUUCAGAGGAGAGACAGUCACUCUCAGAUGUGACAUUGAUGGUGAAGGAGUCACUAGCUGGCAGUACAGCUGGUAUAAAGACGGUUCAGCUAAUGCUUUUAGUGAACUACAGGAACACACAUUCAGGUCUGUUACGGAGUCUGAUGCAGGUAAAUACUUGUGUUAUGGAGCAGAGAGAGGAGGAUCACGCAGCUCACAAAACAGUGAUGCACUUAGACUGACAGUAUCAGAUCUCAGAGAAGUUUUAAGUGUUUCUCCACAGAAGUGGGUGACUGAAGGAGAUCCAGUGACUCUGAUCUGUGAGGUUAACAGCUCCUCUAAAGACUGGACAUUUAGCUGGUACGCUGUAACGAUUUCAUCUGACUGCAGUCAUCAUUAUAAGCUGCUCUCAGACAGCAGUAGAGGAGCUGGAGGGAUCUACACUGUCAGUUCUGCUGCUCUAAAUCACUCAGGAGUUUAUGUAUGCAGGGCAGAGAGAAGAAAACCAUCUUAUUAUACAACCAUCAGCAAAACACAACCACUAUGGGUCACUGGUUGUUCUCCUCCAGUCUCUCUGAUCAUCAGUCCCAGCAGAACUCAACACUUCACAUCUGUCUCUCUCUCUCUGAGCUGUGAGGACCAGAGUAACUCUGAUAGAUGGAGAGUGAGAAGAUACACAGAGAGUUGGGGGCUGCAAGAUUGUUCGUCAUCACUGUGGGGAUCACAAACAGGAUCUACAUGUACAAUCAGCUCGAUUAUUGCUUCAGACACUGGCGUGUACUGGUGUCAGUCUGAAUCUGGAGAAAAAUAUCAUCCUGUUAAUAUCACUGUACACUUUUUUGUGAUUCUGGAGAGUCCUGUUCAUCCUGUGACUGAAGGAGAUACUCUGACUCUACGCUGUUUAAAUCAACAUUCAACCCCACCAAACCUCAGAGCUGAUUUCUACAAAGAUGGAUCACUCAUUCAGAAUCAAACUACAGAGAUGAUCAUCUCUAAUGUCUCAAAGUCACAUGAGGGUUUCUACUACUGCAAACACCCAGAGAGAGGAGAGUCACCCAAGAGCUGGAUCUCUGUUAGAGGAGUCUCAAAUGAAUGCUGCUGUAAAUUGUCUCAUUCAGAAUCUCAGAUCUCUGUCCUCCACACACUCAGUUCUGUACUGGCAGUUUGUCCAUAUCUGAUAGUGACUGUCGUGCUGAUUUUCAAAUGCUGCAGGAUGAGAGUUUCAUGUUGAAGAGGAAGAAACUUUAAUUUAAUCUGUUGUGAUGGUGAGAAAAUCAACUUCAUCUUAAAUGCAG
Sinocyclocheilus grahami is the source of this 1952-nucleotide messenger RNA. Its product is annotated as Fc receptor-like protein 2. The transcript is spliced from 11 exons. The coding region runs from base 29 to 1888 and encodes 619 amino acids. Gene Ontology annotation, cellular component: external side of plasma membrane. Gene Ontology annotation, biological process: cell surface receptor signaling pathway; immune response. NCBI's taxonomy places the organism in Eukaryota, Metazoa, Chordata, Actinopteri, Cypriniformes, Cyprinidae. Gene Ontology annotation, molecular function: transmembrane signaling receptor activity. The record is from RefSeq and is a predicted model, not a curated record.